Molecule: messenger RNA, 3015 nt
Organism: Armigeres subalbatus
Lineage: Eukaryota; Metazoa; Arthropoda; Insecta; Diptera; Culicidae
Exons: 4
Coding region: 137-2959 (940 amino acids)
Source: RefSeq, a predicted model, not a curated record
AGAAUCUGAGAGUCAGAAUGUGUGAUGUGAAGAUUGUUCGCAUUUUUUUUAAAUUUUAGAACAGAAAAUGAAACUACAAAGGUUCUUGAAAGCUGCUCUGAGUGAUGGAUAAUAUCAAUAAAAUUGGCUUAGAUAAAUGUUCUUAUUUUCAUGUUCUGUUAAGUGUUUCUAUAUCUCAUAUACGGAAGACGGUCGUAGAAGUGAGACCAUGUCAAGAACACAAUUUGUUCUAUAUGGCAAACAAUUAUUAUUGCCAAGUCAUUUGGAACGGGAGAAUGAAAGGUACGAUCCGACCUCGGCUGAGUCGAAUGAGCGAAUGGAGCAGGAAAUUAUCAAUUGGGAAAGAGAUGAACACCAAUCUGACAAAAACGAACCCCUUAUCAAACCAUCCCGAUUCGGAAAAAUAGAAAGCGGAAGCCAUAAGACAAUUAACACUGAAAAAAAGAGUUUGUUCCUUCGGUCAGUGAACAAUAGUAAAGGACAUGUUAAUGAUAUAGUCCCCGAAGAGUUGGGCAGCUCGACAGAAGAAAGGAGUAGGAAAAAAUACAAAACCCACAUAAUGAGUCACCCGAGAACCUUAGGAGCAGCUGUCGACAGUGUAGCUUGUUGUUCGGACCAAAAGUUUUUCCCUUCACCAGGAAAAGAUUACUCUUUCCAUGCAUUAGCGCUUAAGCAAAAAUCGGAGAACUUUACUCAGCGCUUUGUGGCAAUUAUAAAAUCGAAGGAACUUGAUCAAGCUGAUGUUAAAAUGGGAAAAAGUGAGAAGGCUGGAGAUAUUAAAAAUGAACACCCAAAGAUAGCAGAAAACGACAAUGGUAGCGAAAUUGACUUGUGUAGCCCUUCAAGCUGUCAAGAGGUACUUGAAAUCUCCGAUGAUAGAAUGAAUUAUUCUAUCAGUAAAGAUUACUCACUUAUGUACAACGUGUCUCCAUGUUCAUCAUCGCUGUCGGUUUGCGAUGAAGAUGAGAAACAGGAUCAUAUUGAUAAGUUACAAAGUACUGAAAAAAAUCUCAAUUCCACACAAGUCUAUUUUAAAUUUGGAGAUUCCAAAAGACUUAGUUCGGACAAAGCUGCUGGCAAUAUUCCUUUGGAUUAUUUAGACGGAUUGAUCAAGAAGUAUAAUGUUCCUAUAGAAGCAACAAAACAGUCGAAUUGCGCUAACAAAAUUUCCCCCGAUUUGAAUGAAAUGUACGAUAACAGCCGAAAUGGAAUCUCCGAGAACGACAUGCAAAUAAAUUUGAAUCCAACGGAACUGUUAGAUUUCAAAACCGAAGCUGACCAACAGAAGCGUCUUUCUGACACGUAUAUUCGAAAUACAGAGUCCGUUGUAAAGCGCACAAUUGAUUCCACUUAUGUCAACCAGGAUCAUGUUGAUGUUGGGUACGACAUGCUAAUAGAUUCGAUUCCCUUGGGUUUUGAAGCCGAGCAAAGCUUCAGUACCCGACCUGAAGAACGGAAGGAUCGAUCAGUUUCGUUUUUAAGAGGAACAAAAUCCGAUGUCUUCUUGACAGGUUUGAGAAAACGCGAACGAGAUACCACUUCGCCCAUUGUGAGGCACAAAACUGAUUCAUUCAAUGGCAGCGAGGAUCGUACUAAUAUCGAGCAUGGCGUGCAAAAAGAUUCGAUUCUGUCGAACCUGUUGGGCUGCAAAGCCAAGCAAGUCCUCGUUCGACCGACGUUGAAAAGCACGCGCUCUGAAGAACAGAAUCAUCAAAUUAGUAAGUUUUUUCGAAGAACAUCGUCCGAUGCUUCACCCAUUGUGAAGCGUAAAACUGAUUCCAAUAACGGCAGCAUGAAUAGAAGUGAUGUUAUGCAAAAAGAUUCGAUUCCAUUGGGUUUGGAAAUAGAACAGAUCUUCUCCACACGAGCUGAAGAACAGGAGCGUCCAUUUGGCACGUAUUUUCGAAAAACAAAAUGCGAUAUCUUGUUGACACGUCCAACCGAUUCCACUAAUGACAGCAUACCUCGUACUGAUGCCACGUAUGACGUCCACAAUGAUUCGAUUCCGUCGGACCAGUUCGCUUUCGAAGCCGAGCAACUCCUCAUUCGAGAGAGGGCCAUAAGCAGCCGACCUGAGGUACAGACGCUUAAAUUUGGUACGUAUUUUCGAGCACCAAAGUCCGAUGUCUUCUCGGUAGGUUCAAGAACACGCGAAAGAGACAACACCUCGCCUAUUGUGAAGCGCUAUACGGAUUGCACUAAUCACAGCAUGGAUCAUAUUGAUGAUGGGUAUGAUGUGCAGAAAAAUUCGAUCCCUUCGGAUCAGUUGCGUUUCGAAGCCAAGCAGCUCCUCAUCCGAGAGACGGCAACGUGCAUCCAAGCUGAAGAACAGGAACAUCAUUCUGGCCCGUUUUUUCAAAGAACAAAGUCCGAUGUCUAUUCGGCAGGUUCGAGAAAACGCGAACCAAUUACUACCUCGCCCAUUGUGAGGCAUGAAACCGAUUCAACUAAGCAGCAGCUCCUUAUUGUUCCAAGGUUCGAUUUCGUUCCAGCAGGUCCAAGCAAACGCAAUCGAGACAUUACGUCACCUAUUGCUAAGCCCAAAACCGAUAAUACCCAUACGUUUGAAGAAUUUGAUAAAGAUCAAACAAAAGCUUUAGGCAGCGCCGUUCAGCAGAAGCAUGAACCUGAAGUGCCUAUCCAAAAAACUGCGUCGGUUUCAGCAAGUUCGAGCAAAUAUGAACAAAGCAUCAAGUGGCCCAUUGCGAAGAUCCACGUCGGUUCUACUGAAAAAUGCAAAGAACUUAUUACGUCUCCGCGGGUUGAAGUGCGACCAAUGAUCUCUCGACCAAACUAUGAAACAAUGUCGUCCCCAUUGUUACAAAAUGAGCUUUCCAAAUAUGGCUUAAAACCGAUGUCAAGGAGAACAGCAGAACAGAUGCUAAAUCACAUUUACGACGAACUGCAUCCAUUCGUGGAAAUAGUUGAAGUGGAAUGCGAUGUGAGUAAAAUUAUGUAGAUUCUAGUGUGGUACUACCUUAAAGGGAUAGUAAAAUAAAAACGGAUUCCAGAAAA